This is a messenger RNA of Malassezia vespertilionis, 639 nucleotides long. Its product is annotated as phosphoglycerate mutase (2,3-diphosphoglycerate-independent). Gene Ontology annotation, biological process: fructose 1,6-bisphosphate metabolic process; fructose 2,6-bisphosphate metabolic process; positive regulation of DNA repair. The transcript is spliced from 2 exons. Gene Ontology annotation, cellular component: cytosol. NCBI's taxonomy places the organism in Eukaryota, Fungi, Basidiomycota, Malasseziomycetes, Malasseziales, Malasseziaceae. The record is from RefSeq and is a predicted model, not a curated record. Gene Ontology annotation, molecular function: fructose-2,6-bisphosphate 2-phosphatase activity. The coding region runs from base 1 to 639 and encodes 212 amino acids.
AUGGCGCGCGCUGCUCGAGUCCUGCUUGUGCGGCAUGGCGAAACGAACGAAAAUGUAUUAGGGAUUAUCCAAGGCCAAAAGGACACAUUGCUGAAUGCCAAGGGGCUUGAACAAGCCGAAAUGACGGGCGUGGCGCUACAGAAAGAGCAUAUUACGCGAAUUGUGUGCAGCCCAUUGCAACGCGCUCUUCAUACUGCACGCGCAAUCUCAAAGCAUCAUCCCAACGUUCCGCUCGUGAUAGACCCGCGUCUGAUGGAGCGUCAUUUCGGCGUGCUGGAGGGUGUCCAGUACAAUGGCCCAAGAGAGAAGCCAGAGAACACAGAGGGCAUUGAAAGCUCCGCCAGCGUCACCAAACGUCUUGCGCACUUUUGGGACGACUUGCGGCGUGAAAUGGGGCCAAACGGGUCAGGGACGAUUUUGCUGGUCAGUCAUGGCGCGGCGCUGAGCUCCUUGGUCAACACGGUGAUGCUUGCCAAUGGACAUGCGACGUGUAGCGAAACUACGAAACCAUCGCGGUUUUGGAAUUGCAGUAUCUCUGAGGUUGAUAUGAGCACUUUUCCUGCCCAGAUCGUGCGCUGGGCGGAUGUGUCGCACCUUUCCGACGCGCCGCAGUCGCUCAACGUGGACGAGGCAGUGUAG